AUGGACGCCAAGCCUGAGGAGCUAGAGGAGCCACUGUACGUGCCGCUGAAGCUACGGCGCCAGCGUGAACAGGAGCGUCUGCAGCGGAGACGCAAGGCGCUUCAGGAGCGAAUUCAGCAGGAGCGCAGCGACGAGGACAGCGGGAGCGACGAGGAUGAACAGAAAUCCAAGCGACAGAAGACCAGCGAUCCAAACGCCGGUGCGUCUCCAUCGUCCGCCACACUAGACGAACCUCCACAGCCGCAGCAGCGCUCAAGCGUAAGCCUUCUGGACCAGGCCUACGAGAUGCGCAAGAAGAUGGAGGAACAGGGUGUGAACCAGCAGAAGGCACAGCAGGACGCACAGGAAGUUAACAUGCUCAAAGAGGCCAGCUACGUGCAGAAAGUGGCGCUGGUCUCGGCCCACGAGCGUGCCGAGGGAAUCCACUACAAAGAAUCAAUGAAAACCACGUGGAAACCUCCUCGCAGUAUCGCAAACAUGACGCAGGAAGAGUGCGACGCAGUCCGCAAAAAGUGGCACAUUCUAGUGGAAGGCGAAGACGUGCCGCCGCCCAUCAAAUCGUUCGAGUAUAUGCGCUUCCCACCAGCCAUUCUAGACGCUCUUAAGGCCAAGAACAUCAUGCGACCCACACCUAUUCAGGUGCAGGCGAUCCCUUGUAUCCUAGCAGGACGAGACAUGAUCGGCAUCGCAUUCACAGGUUCAGGCAAGACGGUGACGUUCACUCUGCCGCUCGUCAUGUUGGCGCUUGAAGAAGAGAAAAAGAUGCCAAUUAUUGGCCACGAAGGACCAUUUGGCCUCAUUGUAGGGCCCUCCCGAGAGCUCAUGCGACAGACUUUCGACGUUGUCAAGCACUUUACCACUCACCUGUUCAAGGCUGGAUACCCGGAACUCCGUAGUCUGCUCUGUAUCGGUGGAGAAGACAAGCGGCAGCAAUCAAACUUGAUCGCCAGUCGUGGUGUGCACAUUGUGGUGGCUACUCCUGGUCGACUGAACCAUUUCUUAAAGCUACGCGAGAUGAAUCUGCGACUCUGCAAAUAUAUUUGCUUGGAUGAAGGCGACCGGAUGCUGGACUUGGGAUUCGACGAGGAAGUGGCUACAACUUUCAACCACUUCACAAGCCAGAGACAAACGCUGUUAUUCUCGGCUACGAUGCCCCAGAAGUUCCAGGAUUUUGCCAAGGACGUGCUAGUGAAGCCUGUUCUAGUGAACGUCGGUCGUGCUGGAGCUGCUAACUUGGAUGUGAUCCAGGAAGUUGAAUAUGUCAAGCAGGACGCCAAGAUUGUGUAUCUGCUGGAAUGUUUACAGAAGACUAGUCCACCAGUUGUCAUUUUCUGUGAACGCAAGGGUGACGUGGAUGAUAUCUACGAGUAUCUGAUUCUAAAGGGUGUUGAAGCUGCUUCAAUUCACGGUGGGAAGGACCAGGAGGAACGUAACGAGGCCAUUGAUCUGUUCAAGAAUGGACAGAAAGACGUACUGGUCGCCACGGAUGUGGCUGCAAAAGGUCUCGACUUUCCCGAUAUCAAACACGUUAUUAACUUCGAUAUGCCUGCAGAGAUCGAGAACUACGUGCAUCGCAUUGGUCGUACAGGUCGUUGUGGUAAGACUGGAGUAGCUACAACGUUCAUCAACAAGAGCGUUCCCGAGAGUGCACUGCUGGAUCUCAAGCAUUUGCUCGUUGAAGCCAAGCAGACUGUCCCGCCAGUUCUCAAGGCCUUGGAAGAUCCUUAUGAAGAGUUAGAACGCAGUGGCAAUGGACUUUCAAAUGCUACAGGGACGAAGGGCUGUGCCUUCUGUGGUGGUCUGGGUCACCGUAUCACAGACUGUCCCAAGGUGGACUCGCAGGUCCGGAAGAUCGGAGCAGGCAAGCGAGACUUCCUUGCUGGGAAAAGUGAAGGCUAUGGUGGAGAUUCUCUUGGUUAA
Molecule: messenger RNA, 1920 nt
Organism: Phytophthora nicotianae INRA-310
Lineage: Eukaryota; Oomycota; Peronosporomycetes; Peronosporales; Peronosporaceae
Exons: 1
Coding region: 1-1920 (639 amino acids)
Biological process (GO): mRNA splicing, via spliceosome
Cellular component (GO): spliceosomal complex
Molecular function (GO): RNA binding; RNA helicase activity; ATP binding
Source: RefSeq, a predicted model, not a curated record